UUUCCGAAAUUCCUGUAAUAAUAUUCCACUUCAAAUCAGCGAUCUUUACGAGGCCAAAAAACAAGAGUUGUAGAUUCCAUUUCUAGUUAGUCAUAUCCCAUCUUUAACAUUUUGAUUCUAUUUCGUGUUUCUUUCGUGUUUCCUUUAUCAUUUAAUUACAAGCACUCCUCGUUUACAUCGAAAGUGCGUUUCCACACUACGUUUUGUUCUUCGCCAUAUCAUUUCAAAGGUUUACUUAGUUAAAAUUCGUGCUCGUUUGGACUAAAAGAGAUCCAAAAAGUACGUGUUGUUUGGCAAUGGAAGAGAUUCUGAAUAUGAACGACAUUUCGUCUUUAUAUUUUUCUCUCACUUGUUAAGGAUCUGUUUGUUAGGCCAGUUUGGUGUUUUGUACACUAUGGCGACAGGACAACUCUUCUCUCGAACAACACAAGCUUUGUUUUACAAUUAUAAGCAGCUGCCUAUUCAACGCAUGCUUGAUUUUGAUUUUCUAUGUGGGAGGGAAUUACCUUCUGUAGCUGGAAUUAUUAACCCUGGCGCUGAGGGGUUUCAGAAACUCUUUUUCGGUCAAGAGGAAAUUGCAAUCCCUGUGCAUUCGACUGUUGAGGCAGCUUGCACUGCUCACCCAACUGCUGAUGUGUUUAUCAACUUCGCAUCAUUCAGAAGUGCGGCUGCUUCAUCCAUGGCUGCUCUGAAGCAGCCAACUGUUCGAGUUGUGGCUAUCAUAGCUGAGGGUGUUCCUGAGGCAGACACCAAGCAAUUGAUUGCAUAUGCUCGGGCUAACAAUAAGGUUGUCAUUGGUCCGGCCACUGUUGGAGGCAUUCAAGCUGGAGCAUUCAAGAUAGGUGAAACUGCUGGAACAAUUGAUAACAUAAUUGCUUGCAAGCUUUACCGGUCUGGAUCUGUUGGAUUUGUCUCCAAAUCCGGUGGCAUGUCUAAUGAGCUGUAUAACGCCAUUGCCCGUGUAACUGAUGGAAUUUAUGAAGGUAUUGCAAUUGGAGGAGAUGUGUUCCCAGGAUCUACUCUUUCUGAUCAUGUUCUGCGGUUCAACAACAUCCCACAGGUUAAAAUAAUGGUUGUACUUGGGGAACUUGGUGGACGAGAUGAGUAUUCUCUAGUUGAAGCCUUAAAACAGGGAAAGGUAAACAAACCAGUGGUUGCUUGGGUUAGCGGAACUUGUGCACGACUCUUUAAAUCAGAAGUACAAUUUGGUCAUGCUGGUGCUAAAAGUGGUGGUGAGAUGGAAUCCGCUCAAGCAAAAAAUCAAGCAAUAAAAGAUGCCGGAGCUGUUGUUCCCACUUCAUAUGAAGCUUUUGAGACUGCAAUUAAGGAAACAUUUGAGAAACUGGUUGACGAAGGAAAGAUUACACCUGUAAAGGAGUUUACGCCUCCACAAAUCCCUGAAGAUCUUAACAUUGCAAUCAAGAGCGGAAAAGUCCGGGCACCAACCCAUAUUAUUUCUACCAUCUCUGAUGAAAGAGGUGAGGAACCGUGCUAUGCUGGCGUGCCAAUGUCUUCCAUUGUUGAACAGGGUUAUGGUGUGGGUGAUGUCAUCUCUCUUUUAUGGUUCAAGCGCAGCCUUCCACGUUACUGUACCCAUUUUAUGGAGAUAUGCAUCAUGUUGUGUGCUGACCAUGGUCCCUGUGUCUCUGGUGCUCACAACACUAUAGUAACAGCAAGGGCAGGAAAGGACCUAGUUUCCAGCCUUGUCUCAGGCUUGCUCACAAUUGGUCCCCGGUUUGGAGGCGCCAUUGAUGAUGCUUCUCGGUACUUCAAGGAUGCUUAUGACAAGGGUCUAACACCCUACGAGUUUGUUGAAGGCAUGAAAAAGAAGGGGAUUCGUGUUCCAGGUAUCGGGCACAGGAUCAAGAGAGGGGACAACAGGGAUAAAAGAGUAGAGCUUCUACAACGGUUUGCUCGCACACAUUUCCCUUCUGUUAAGUAUAUGGAGUAUGCUGUUCUAGUCGAAACCUACACUCUUUCAAAGGCCAAUAACUUGGUCCUUAACAUCGAUGGCGCGAUAGGGUCCCUUUUCUUGGAUCUCCUUGCAGGUAGCAGAAUGUUCACUAAACCAGAGAUUGAUGAGAUUGUUGGGAUUGGCUAUUUGAAUGGGCUCUUUGUGUUGGCACGUUCCAUUGGUUUGAUUGGGCACACCUUCGACCAGAAGAGAUUGAAACAACCUCUAUACCGUCACCCAUGGGAGGAUGUUCUCUACACCAAGUGAGAGACUUACAGAUAGCAGCUAGGUGAAGCGUGCCAUUGUGUACAAAGUAGACUCUUAUCAUUUAUCAAACAGAUGUUUCUAUAAGGCCUAAGCUUUGGGUAUCGAGGAGGAAUAAUAACAGAGUUGCUGGGAUUUAGAAGCAAAGAAUAUAGUUAACCAUCACCCUAAUGUAUGGGAAUUUGUCAGUUCUUGUUAUUCCCUUUGGAUUGUUUGGUCACCUUCUCUUGUUGUGGGAUGCUAAUAAAGGAAAUGAAAUUAGGGUUCUUUUUUU
Molecule: messenger RNA, 2492 nt
Organism: Populus trichocarpa (black cottonwood)
Lineage: Eukaryota; Viridiplantae; Streptophyta; Magnoliopsida; Malpighiales; Salicaceae
Product: ATP-citrate synthase beta chain protein 2
Exons: 18
Coding region: 395-2221 (608 amino acids)
Biological process (GO): fatty acid biosynthetic process; tricarboxylic acid cycle; acetyl-CoA biosynthetic process
Cellular component (GO): cytosol
Molecular function (GO): ATP citrate synthase activity
Source: RefSeq, a predicted model, not a curated record